Messenger RNA from Ostertagia ostertagi, 387 nucleotides. The record is from the annotation of a GenBank genome assembly. Lineage: Eukaryota; Metazoa; Nematoda; Chromadorea; Rhabditida; Trichostrongylidae.
AUGGCACAAAUCGGAGAACGACUGAGGAUGCAACUAAAUUACUUGAAAGGAGCUCGGCUUUCCGAAACAAGCACUGUUAAAAUGUUAUCAGUGUUAAAGGCAUUGGCGCAAUGUCACGUUAUUUUGGGUUUGAUUAUGCUUAUUCUGUCAACCUUGGCUGACUAUGUCAGCAGCCGAAUAAAUACUAUCCGUAUGUAUGGACUAGAAGAAUGUUGCUCGUUCUACUUCAUUGUUACCGGACUAGUGGGUUUAUGUGGUGCAGCCUCAUAUAGAAGAGGGCUAGUAAUUACGUUUCUUGUCAUGUCAAUCCAUGCAAUCAUCAUUUUUGUGCCGGCUAUCAUAAUCGUGUCGAGCUUCGACAUUCACUUUUAUCAGGUUGGAAUUCUG